Molecule: messenger RNA, 8969 nt
Organism: Nerophis ophidion (straightnose pipefish)
Lineage: Eukaryota; Metazoa; Chordata; Actinopteri; Syngnathiformes; Syngnathidae
Gene: dscaml1
Product: Down syndrome cell adhesion molecule like 1
Exons: 35
Coding region: 174-6416 (2080 amino acids)
Biological process (GO): dendrite self-avoidance; homophilic cell-cell adhesion; axon guidance
Cellular component (GO): plasma membrane; axon
Molecular function (GO): cell-cell adhesion mediator activity
Source: RefSeq, a predicted model, not a curated record
CGGGACCGGGGCUGGAGAGACCUGCUGGGGGGGGAAGCGUCAAGCCGCAAGAACCAGUCCAGUCCAGCACGGAGCUUCGCCUUCUUGGCAGACCUUGCCGCGCCGUGCGCUGCUGCUUCUUUCUGGAAGGGGACUGCACCACAUUUCUGUCAACUAAAACUGCUUUUAAUGGCAUGUGGCUUGUAACUUUACUUCUGCUGUAUUCUUUGCAAGAAGCCAACAGUGAGGAUGUCGUCUCUACGCGACUGUACUUUGUGAACGCAUCCCUGCAGCGGGUGACCUUCUCCAGCUCGGUGGGGGUGUCCCUGCCCUGCCCCGCGGGCGGCGCCCCCCAUGCCGUCCUGCGCUGGUACCUGGCUGCCGGAGACGACAUUUACGACGUACCCCACAUCCGCCACGUGCACGCCAACGGCACUCUCCAGCUCUACCCCUUCUCUCCGUCUGCCUACAACAGCAUCAUUCACGACAACGAGUACUUCUGCACCGCCGAAAACCAGGCGGGGAAAAUCCGAAGCCCCAGCAUUCACAUCAAAUCAGUGUUCAGGGAGCCAUAUACAGUCCGUGUGGCUGACCAGCGCUCCAUGCGGGGUAAUGUCGCUGUCUUCAAGUGCCUCAUCCCCUCUGCUGUCCAGGAGUACGUCAGCGUGGUGUCCUGGGAGAAAGACACCGUGUCCAUUGUCCCAGGGAACCGUUUUUUCCUGACCUCAUUCGGCGCUCUGUAUAUCUCAGAAGUGCAGAAGGAAGACGCUCUGUCCACCUAUCGAUGUAUCACAAAGCACAAGUACAGCGGAGAGACUCGGCAAAGCAAUGGAGCCAGGCUUUCUGUUAUGGACCCUACGGAGUCCACCCCGUCUGUGCUGGACAGUUUCCAGUCCGGUGAGGUGAAGAUAGGGCACAACGUGGAGCUGCCCUGCAUCGCAUCAGGCUACCCGAACCCCGCCAUCAGGUGGUUGAAGGAUGGGCGGCCCCUGCCGAUAGAAUCCCGUUGGACGCGCCACAUCACAGGCCUCACCAUUUCCGACUUGAGGUUGGAGGACAGCGGCAACUACAUCUGCGAGGUCACCAACAGCUUCGGCUCCAAAGAGGUGACGGGUCACCUCAACGUCAUAGAGCCCCUGCGGGUCACCUUGUCUCCCAAGAACCUCAAGACAGGGAUCAGCAGCACGGUCAUCCUGUCCUGUGCCGUCCAGGGUUCUCCCCACUAUAUUGUGUCGUGGUACCGUAACACCGAGCCCGUCCUGCCUGACCAACACUUCUCCAUCCAGGGCGCUCACAACGAGACUUUGUUUAUUUCUGCUGCCCAAAAAAGACACUCAGGAGCCUACCAGUGCUUUGCCACGCGUAAGGGCCAGACCGCCCAGGACUUCUCGAUCAUUCUGCUGGAAGACGGCACGCCACGUAUCGUGGCUUCCUUCAGCGAGAAGGUGGUGGUUCCGGGCGAGCCCUUUUCCCUGAUGUGUACCGCCAAAGGAGCCCCACCCCCGACCAUCACCUGGACCCUGGACGACGAGCCGGUGGCCCGCGACCUGUCCCGCGUGCGAGCCAGCCAGUACACGCACUCGGACGGCAGCACAGUGAGCUACGUCAACGUCAGCAACCCCCAGAUCCGCGACGGAGGACUGUAUCGGUGCGCCGCACGAAACUCGGCCGGUGGCGCCGAGUACCAAGCGCGCAUAAACGUAAGAGGAAACCCGAGGAUUCGACCUAUGAAAAACAUCACGGCCGUGGCAGGACGGAGCUCUUUUGUAAAUUGCCGGGUGAUCGGCUACCCGUAUUAUUCCAUCAACUGGUACAAGGAAGGACUUCUGCUGCCUGACAAUCAUCGCCAGGUGGUGUUCGAAAACGGCACCCUGAAGCUGACCGACGUCCAGAAGGGGAUGGACGAGGGGGCGUACAUCUGCAGCGUGCUCAUACAACCUCAGCUCUUCAUCAAGCAGACGGUUUAUGUCACCGUCAAAGUUCCUCCGCUGAUCCAGCCGUUCGACUUCCCGCCGACCUCCAUCGGCAAGCUGAUGUACAUCGCCUGCGUGGUGGCGUCCGGCGACAUGCCCAUACGCAUCACGUGGCGCAAGGACGGCCAGGAGAUCGUGCCGUCGUCGGGCAUCACCAUAGACACCAAGGAGUUCAUGAGCUCCCUGCAAAUCUCCAAGGUGUCGCUCAAGCACAACGGCAACUACACCUGCAUCGCCAGCAACGACGCCGCCACCGUGAGCACCGAGCGGCAGCUCACAGUCACAGUGCCUCCUCGUUUUGUGGUGCAGCCCAACAACCAGGAUGGAAUCUACGGGAGAUCCGGGAUUUUGAACUGCUCAGUUGAUGGGUACCCUCCUCCUAAGGUCAUGUGGAAGCAUGCCAAAAGUGCACUCGCUGGUAUUGGGAGUCCUCAGCAGUACCACCCCGUGCCUCUGACGGGCCGCAUACAGAUCAUGAAUAACGGCUCGCUGCUCAUCCGACACGUCCUGGAGGAGGACCGGGGCUUUUACCUGUGCCAGGCGUCCAACGGGGUGGGCUCCGACAUCAGCAAGAGCAUGGUGCUCACUGUCAAGAUCCCAGCCAUGAUCACAAGCCAUCCCAACACCACCAUGGCCAAGAAGGGUCACGUUAAGGAGCUGAACUGCACCGCCAGGGGAGAAUGGCCCAUCAUCAUUCGCUGGGAGAGAGGCGACACGGUCAUCGACCCUGACCGCAAUCCCCGCUACUCCAUUACCACCAGCCCCAACGAGAAGACGGACGAGGUGUUGUCCACGCUCAAGCUGAAGCCAGCAGAGCGUGAGGAUUCGGUCUUUUUCUCCUGUCACGCCAUCAACUCGUACGGCGAAGGGCGAGGGCUGAUUCAGCUCACGGUGCAAGAGCCUCCGGACCCUCCGGAACUGGAAGUGCGAGAAGUGAAAGAUCGCAGCAUGAACUUACGGUGGACUCAGAGGUUUGAUGGGAACAGCGUCAUCACCUCAUAUGACAUCGAGUAUAAGAACAAGACCGAUUCCUGGGAGCUGAAGCAUGCCACUCGUAACAUCUCCCCCACCAACAACCAGGCCAACAUAGUGGACCUCCACCCCGCCUCCGUCUACAGCAUCCGCAUGUACUCCUACAACUCCAUCGGCAAGAGUGAGGCCAGUAAAGAGCUAACCAUCAGCACUGAGGAAGCUCAACCUGACGGUCCUCCUAUAGACGUCAUCCUGCAGCCGGUGACCUCUCAGAGUAUCCGGGUCACUUGGAAGGCUCCCAGGAAGGAUCUUCAGAAUGGAGUCAUCCGGGGUUACCAGAUCGGCUACAGAGAGAACGGCCCAGGCAGCAAUGGCCAGUACAGCAUUGUGGAGAUGAAGGCGACUGGCGACAGCGAAGUGUACACACUAGACAACCUUAAGAAGUUUGCCCAGUACGGCGUGGUGGUCCAGGCCUUCAACAGAGCCGGGACCGGACCUUCCAGCUCUGAGAUCAACGCCACCACACUAGAAGACGUUCCCAGCCAGCCUCCUCAAAAUGUCCGCGCCAUCUCCGUCACGUCGGACGAGGCCGUCAUUUCCUGGGCUGAACCCCCCAGGUUGACCCUGCACGGCAUUCUGAAGGGUUACCGCGUCGUCUUUUGGCCGAUCUUCCCGGACGGAGAGUGGGGAGAGAUGCAGAACAUCACCACCACCAAGGAGCAGGUGGAGCUAAGAGGCUUGGAGAAGUUCACCAACUACAGCAUCCAGGUUCUGGCCUACACUCAGGCGGGCGAUGGCGUGCGCAGCAAAGUCCUGUAUCUCCAGACCCGAGAAGACUACCCCGGCCCCCCAGCCGGCAUCAAGGCUGUGCCCUCCUCUGCCAGCAGUGUCGUGGUGUCCUGGUUACCCCCUCAUAAACCCAACGGAAUCAUCCGCAAGUACACCAUCUACUGCUCCAGCCCCGGAUCGGGCCAACCGAUGCCCAGCGAAUACGAAGCCAACCCGGAGCUCGUCUUCUACCGCAUCAGCCACCUUAACCACAGGCAACAGUACCUGAUCUGGGCCGCGGCCGUCACCACUGCCGGACGGGGGAAUUUUAGUGAUAAAGUCACCGUGGAGCCUGCUGCCAAGGCCCCAGCUAAAAUUCUGUCCUUCGGGAGGACGGUGACCACUCCGUGGAUGAAAGAGGUCCGACUGCCCUGCAACUCUGUAGGAGAGCCGACGCCGAGUAUUAAGUGGACUAAAGACAGUGAGAACACCGCCAUCCCAGUAUCUCUGGAUGGACAGCGGCUCAUCAUGACUAAUGGCACGCUGGUGCUGCGCUCUGUCAAAGCAGAGGAUUCUGGGUACUACACCUGCACGGCCACCAACACGCUGGGCUUUGAUACCAUCAUCGUCAAUCUUUUAGUGCAAGUUCCCCCAGACCAGCCUCGUCUCACUGUGUCCACCACGUCCACCUCCUCCAUCACGCUAGCCUGGAUACCAGGAGACAAUGGCGGGAGCUCCAUCAGAGGUUUCGUGCUGCAGUACUCCGUGGACAACACAGAGGAGUGGAAAGACGUGUUCAUCAGUUCCACCGAGCGCUCCUUCAAACUGGACAACCUGCGCUGCGGCACCUGGUACAAAGUCAAGCUGGCGGCCAAGAACAGCGUGGGGGCGGGACGCAUCAGCGAGAUCAUCGAAGCAAAGACUCACGGCCGAGAGCCCCAGUUCAACAAGGACCAGCCCGUCUUCACCCACAUCAACUCCAGCCACGCCCGCCUCAAUCUGCAGGGCUGGGCCAGCGGCGGCUGUCCAAUCAGCGCCGUCACCCUGGAGUUUCGCCCGAAAGGAACGUGGGCGUGGCAGAGCGUGCGCACCAACGCCACCGCUGACGUGUUCCUGGCCGAGCUGCGGGAGGCCACCUGGUACGAGCUGAAGAUGAAAGCCUGCAACAGCGCCGGUUGUGGCAACCAGAGCUCCCAGUUUGCCACUCUGGAUUAUGACGGCAGCACCAUUCCGCCAAUCAAGUCUCCCCUGGAAAAAAACGACGACGUGAAGAAGCUGUUUUCUAUCGGCUGCCCUGUGAUCCUGGUCACUCUUGGCGUGGCUCUCCUCUUCAUUAUCCGCAAGAAACGCAAAGAAAAGAGGCUGAAGAGACUCCGAGAUGCCAAAAGCCUGGCGGAGAUGCUGAUCAGCAAGAACAACCGAAGCUUUGAUACCCCGGUGAAGGGGCCGCCUCAAGGCCCGCGCUUACACAUCGACAUCCCGAGAGUGCAGCUGCUGAUCGAAGACAAAGAGGGCAUCAAGCAGAUCGGUGAGGACAAGGCCACCAUACCUGUGACAGACACGGAGUUCAAUCAGACCGGGAACCCCCAAAGCUUCUGCGCAGGUGUGUCCGUUCACCACCCUGCUCUCAUCCAGAACACUGGUCCUUUGAUUGACAUGUCAGACAUCAGACCAGGAACCAACCCCGUUUCCAGGAAGAGCAUCAAAUCCGCCCACAGUAUAAGGAACCGCUACUCCAGUCAGUGGACUCUGACCAAGUGUCAGGCCUCCACGCCGGCCCGCGUUCUCGCCUCGGACUGGCGCACGGUCAGCUCGCAGCAUGGCAUCACCGUCACCGAAAGUGACAGCUACAGCGCCAGCCUCUCGCAGGACACAGAUAAGGGUCGUAACAGCAUGGUGUCGACGGAAAGCGCCUCAUCCACCUACGAGGAGCUGGCCAGGGCGUACGAGCACGCCAAGCUGGAGGAGCACUUGCAACACGCCAAGUUCGAGAUCACCGAGUGCUUCAUCUCCGACAGCUCGUCCGACCAGAUGACCACGGGCACCAAUGACAACGGCGACAGCAUGACGUCCAUGAGUACGCCAUCAGAGCCCGGAAUUUGCAGGUUCACGGCCUCGCCGCCCAAACCCCAGGACUACGACCGAGGCAAGAAUGUUGCCGUGCCCAUCCCGCAUCGCGCCAAGAGCGACUACUGCAACAUCCCCCUCUACAUGAAGUCGGAUCCAUUCUUCCGAAAGCAGUCGGAGCAUCACGACCCGUGUCCGGUGGUCCCGCCCCGCGAGGCUUCCAUCCGUGGCCUGGCCCAGCGGGCCUACCACAGCCAGGGCCGUCACAUGACUAUGGACUCCGCCAAGCAGCAGGCCGUCGCCAUGGGCCACUCCGGCCUGUCCAACCUCACGUCUUCUGGGGCUUCUGCAGGAGGGGCUUCGGGAGGGAGUGCAGGAGGCAUGUCCACCAGCUCCAGCUGCUCCACGCUCCCCCAGAGGACUCUUACAAUGCCGGGCUCCUCAGCCACGGGGGCUCAGAGCGCGGCCGCGGCCGGAGCGUCGUCAUCCUCCAGCGGGGCGGCGGGCGCCACAGGAGUUACCACUGGGGGCGCCUCCUCCAAGGUGGGAGGAUCCAGAGACUCUCUCUUGGAGAGCAGCUCGUCCGGCUUGGGCAGACUACAGAAGCAGAGGGAUGGAGGGGCGGGGGCCUAUUCCAAGUCCUACACACUGGUGUAGCCCGGGCGUCACGGUGGCCUACCUCUGGAAAUUCUAUUAAAAAGAUUAGCCAGCGCUUGUCGGGAGCUUCUAUCGACAAGCGGGCGGAUGGAGACACCAACGCCCAGCUCAUCCAUCGGUGCCUGCACCGUGCCAGGCUGCAGGGGGCUGCUCGGGCUCCCAUCGACACUGCAGUAAGGAGGAGUUUGGGUCUCCACAGCACAUGGUGGUGGCCUUUAUUUCUGCCUGAUCACCCCUUCUCUUACUACUGCGUUUCCCCAUCUCUUUAUCUAUCCGCUACACGCUUUCUUCUUCUGGUCGGGCCAACAUAUGCACAAAACCCUUUCGAGCGUGGUUUGUUUUCCGGUCGCUCCAAUUUCACAGCAGGGCGGCGAUGCGUCCCAGCGGCGUUGUGCCACGGCGGGAUGGUAAAGGUAAAGGUAAAGAUUCGCCAAACAUCACAUUUACACUUGCACAAUUCAACAUGCACAAAAAGAUCUUAAUUUAUUCCUAGGCCUUCUACGGUGUCUGAGCAGUUUGUUCACUUCCCGUAUUUUCAUGUUCAAAUCCGAUGCAUUAAGCAGCAGAGUUCGCUUCGUGGAACGUGGGGAAGUCUCUUUAACAUGCAAGGUAUUGAAGGUCUUUGGUUCCUGAGGGGGUCCUCAAGCCUACGUGCGUGUGUGGGUGUAAAUAUACAAACCCUGUUUCCAUAUGAGUUGGGAAAUUGUGUUAGAUGUAAAUAUAAACGGAAUACAAUGAUUUGCAAAUCCUUUUCAACCCAUAUUCAAUUCAAUGCACUACAAAGACAAGAUAUUUAAAGUUCAAACUCAUAAACUUUAUUUUUUUGCAAAUAAUAAUUAACUUGGAAUUUCAUGGCUGCAACACGUGCCAAAGUAGUUGGGAAAGGGCAUGUUCACCAUUGUGUUACAUCACCUUUUCUUUUAACAACACUCAAUAAACCUUUGGGAACUGAGGAAACUAAUUGUCGAAGCUUUCAAAGUGGAAUUAUUUCCCAUUCUUGUUUUAUGUAGAGUUUCAGUCGUUCAACAGUCCGGGGUCCCCGCUGUCGUAUUUUACGCUUCAAAAUGCGCCUCACAUUUUCCAUGGGAGACAGGUCUGGACUGCAGGCGGGCCAGGAAAGUACCCGCACUCUUUUUUUUUUACGAAGCCACGCUGUUGUAACACGUGCUGAAUGUGGCUUGGCAUUGUCUUGCUGAAAUAAGCAGGGGCAUCUAUGAAAAAGACUGCAGCAUAUGUUGUUCCUAAAGCUGUAUGUACCUUUCAGCAUUAAUGGUACCUUCACAGAUGUGUAAGUUACCCAUGCCAUGGGCACUAAUGCACCCCCAUACCAUCACAGAUGUGUAAGUUACCCAUGCCAUGGGCACUAAUACACCCCCAUACCAUCACAGAUGUGUAAGUUACCCAUGCCAUGGGCACUAAUGCACCCCCAUACCAUCACAGAUGUGUAAGUUACCCAUGCCUUGGGCACUAAUGCACCCCCAUACCAUCACAGAUGUGUAAGUUACCCAUGCCUUGGGCACUAAUACACCCCCAUACCAUCACAGAUGUGUAAGUUACCCAUGCCAUGGGCACUAAUGCACCCCCAUACCAUCACAGAUGUGUAAGUUACCCAUGCCUUGGGCACUAAUACACCCCCAUACCAUCACAGAUGUGUAAGUUACCCAUGCCUUGGGCACUAAUACACCCCCAUACCAUCACAGAUGUGUAAGUUACCCAUGCCUUGGGCACUAAUACACCCCCAUACCAUCACACAUGCUGGCUUUUGAACUUUGCUUCGAUAACAGUCUGGGUGGUUCGCUUCCCCUUCGGUCCGGAUGACAAAAUGUAGAAAAAUUUGCUAAAUCAAUUAGAAAUAUGGACUCGUCAGACCAUAGAACACUUUUCCACUUUGCAUCCGUCCAUCUUAGAUGAUGUCGGGCCCAGAGAAGCCGGCGGCGUUUCUGGAUGUUGUUGAUAAAUGGCUUUCGCGUUGCAUAAUAGAGCUUUAACUUGCACUUACAGAUGUUGCGACGAACUGUAUUUAGUGACUGUGGUUUUCUGAAGUGUUCCUGAGCCCAUGUGGUGAUAUCCUUUAGAGAUUGAUGUCGUUUUUUGAUACAGUGCCAUCUGAGGGAUCGAUCAUUCAAUGUUGGUAUCCAGCCAUGCCGCUUACGUGAAGUGAUUUCUCCAGAUUCUCUGAACAUUUUGAUGAUAUUAUGGAUUGUAAAUGUUGAAAUCCCUAAAUUUCUUGCAAUUGCACUUUGAGAAACGUUGUUCUUAAACUGUUUGACUAUUUGCUCACGCAGUUGUGGACAAAGGGGUGUACCUCGCCCCAUUCUUUCUUGUGAAAGACUGAGCAUUUUUUUGGGAAGCUGUUUUUAUACCCAAUCAUGGCACCCACCUGUUCCCAAUUAGCCUGCACACCUGUGGGAUGUUCCAAAUAAGUGUUUGAUGAGCAUUCCUCAACUUUAUCAGUAUUUAUUGCCACCUUUCCCAACUUCUUUGUCACGUGUUGCUGGCAUCAAAUUCUAAAGUUGACGAUUAUUUGCUAAAAAAAAUGUUUCUCAGUUUGAA